Molecule: messenger RNA, 2506 nt
Organism: Trichobilharzia szidati
Lineage: Eukaryota; Metazoa; Platyhelminthes; Trematoda; Strigeidida; Schistosomatidae
Source: the annotation of a GenBank genome assembly
GCGCGCGCAAUUUCAAAAGUUGACACAAACAGAUUCAAUUUAAUAAAACAAACAAUCAAACAGCAAUAUUGUGAUUACAUUGAUUGAUUUCAAUGAAUUUAAUUCUCAAUCAGCAAUACUAUACAGAUAUAAAGACUACAAGCAAAGAAUCAGCUCAACUUUUAUUCUCAUCAAAAUUAAAUAAUAAAAGUCAACCACAACAACAGAGACAAGAAAACUGCAAAUUAAUUGUAGCGGAUAAUACUGGCACUGUACACGUGUUUCAAUAUUCCAAUGGAUUAAAGCAUUUCAAAUUCACUGUGGAACAACCAAUCACAUGCCUGCGUGUAGGAGCCAAUAAACACAAACAUGCUAAACAGCAUAUAUUUAUUUGUUAUAAUUAUAAAAUAUCUGGAUUUACAUCGAAAGGAAAGCCGCUGUUUGAAUUUCCCACAAAUAUUCAAGGUCAUGUGAAUUCAAUGUAUGUAUUUGUUUAACUAAAUUGUGCAGGUUUAUACAAGAUAAAAAUAUUUAUUUUACUGUUGGAUGUAUGUAUCAAAGAAUAAUGAAUUGGAAGGAAAUGGAGUUUCUAUUACUACCAGAUAUGAUAACAAGUAUAUAUGUGAUAAAUGGUGUGGGAGGAAAUACCACCCAAUCGUUAUCACUGGUUGUACUGGCUUGUAAGGAUAAAUUAAUACGAGUGUUAAAAGAUGGUGUUGUAUUUUGUGAACUGGAAGUAUCAAGCCCGCCGGUCUGUUUAAAUGUAGCCGAUAAGGCAUAUUCAUCAGAUUAUCUCAUGUAUGGAACAUCAGAGGGGCAAUUUGGUCUUAUCCAAGUAACUAGUGAAAAGAUAUCAAAAAUAUGGGAAAUUACAUCGAAAUCUGGUUCCGAUGAAAUAUUAUCCCUUCAGCAUUAUGAUAUGUUAAAUAAUAAUAGUGAUAACUGCAAUAAUGUUGAUGAUGGCAAUCAUGAUCAAUUGAUUGUAUCCUAUUCAAGAGGAAGAAUUGAAUUAUACACUUAUGAUCAGAAUAAACAUCCUGUAUUAAUCUAUGAAACAAAUGUUAACCACCAUUUAACAUCUGUAAAAGCUUGUCGAUUUUCAAACAUCGAUUACCCUGAACUUUUAUGUGUCACAUAUACUGGUAUGAUAUUCGGUUUAACAACUGAACCAAUAAAAAAGGAGGUGCACAUCAAUCAACCUGAUCGAAUGCAGCUACAAUUCAAGACAAGGCUGACUAAAUUAAAUGAUGAAAUUAUCGACUUAGAAAAUCAACUACAACAAUUGAAAAGUACUCAAGAACAAAUUGAAAAAGAACGACUCAUUCUGAUACCAUUAGAAUUAGAUUAUAAAUUUUAUUUCAAUACACAAUUAGCUGCAUAUUGUUUAAAUUUAGAAACUCAGUUGCCAAUUGAUCAUUUAAUGAUACAAAGUGAUUGUUUUAUUGAUUUAUUGGAUGUUGAAGAUAGUACAGCUGUGUGUAGUUCAAGUAUUUGCAAAAAACCUGAUGGCAUGAUAACACUGACCACUUACAGAUGUCAAAUGAAUACAACACACUUUGAACUUCAAUUUCGUACUGUUGAAGGUCAAUAUGGUCAAGUAUUAGUAUAUAUUGUGCCAAAAAUGAAUACAUCAACUGUGACAGCGUGUAAAUCUAUUAAAUUAUCAAUACAUCCAUUAUCAUUACAUCGAUUAUGUCAUCAUAUCAAUGAUGGUAAUGGUGAUGAGAGUUACUCAGACAGACUUUGGAAUAGUCUUCAGUUAUCUGGACAAUUUUCACUAACAGAAAUGCACAACUGGUUGUCUAUCUGUCUACCAGAAACACCUGAACGUCCGACAAUCCUUACUGCUGUAACAAAUGAUAAUGGUGAUAAUCAAGGGAUGCAGGAAUACGCUGAAUUAUUUUAUACAUCAAUUUACUUUCACAGUCAAUUAAAAUGUUAUUAUGAGAAAGGCAAAGCAAGACUGUUAUCAGAUAAUAUAUCUACAAUAGCCAUCUUGAAAGAUGUUUUAACUAAAGAAGCGAAUAAGAGAAAGAUUCAAUUGACAAUUCAGCUGGAUAUUCAUCCAAAGAGUAGUGAAUAUAUGUUAAGAAAAAUUGACACUAAACUCACUUAUCUUAAAGAAUUAGAAUUAAAAGUUAAACUGAUUGAACCAAUUACAGAGUUGAUUUCAAACAAGAUUCAAUGUUUCAAUGCUUCAAACAACAAUAAUAAUACCACUGAUAUUGAUCCACUAGAACAAAAUAGAACAAAAUUAACAAAUACCGUAAAUGGGAAUCCAUUCCCUGACAGCUUACCAUCAGAAUAUGCAGAAAUAUGGAGAAAUUCAAAGGCAUUAAAAGACGAAUUUAAACAUAAAUCAUGUCAGUUGAAAAUAUAUUAUGAUCAGAUUAUCAAUUUGUACAUUGAUAAGUAUCGUUUUCAAGGCUUGGAUGUAAGCUGUAAUAAAGAUGAAUUAAUGAAAUUAUUACAAAAUUAUAACCUGGAGAAGAUAAUUGAAUAUUUUGAAAAAGAACCAACUCGUUAA